Messenger RNA from Leptopilina heterotoma, 855 nucleotides. RefSeq lists its product as uncharacterized. The record is from RefSeq and is a predicted model, not a curated record. The coding region runs from base 139 to 855 and encodes 238 amino acids. Gene Ontology annotation, biological process: sensory perception of smell; detection of chemical stimulus involved in sensory perception of smell. NCBI's taxonomy places the organism in Eukaryota, Metazoa, Arthropoda, Insecta, Hymenoptera, Figitidae. Gene Ontology annotation, molecular function: odorant binding; olfactory receptor activity. The transcript is spliced from 4 exons. Gene Ontology annotation, cellular component: plasma membrane.
AUUUGAACGUCAUCGUUUUAAGGUUUAUAAUUACUUAUUGAUUUUUAAUUGAUUAUUUAAUUUUUAAACAAUUAAGUAACUUUCAGUCUAUGGCAAAGACUGUGCCAGUAAACUAUUUUUCAGAUCUUGCUGCAGGAAAUGACAUCAUUUUUGGAAAAAGCCAAUGAGAAGGAAAGAAAUGUUAUUGAUUACUAUGUAAAGAAGCAUGUGAUGUUAAAUUUGUCUUUAUCCUUUACGGGCUUUUUAACGGCAUUAUUAUUUGUCUUUGGCCCUUUUAUUUUGUCAACACCUCUACCAACUGAUGCAAAAUAUCCUUUCUCUAUAGAUUCGAACUUAACAAGGUUCAUUAUUUAUUUGCAUCAAAGCUUUGUUGCCUUUCAAGUCGCGUCUGGAAUGACAGUUGAUUGUUUGUGUGCUUCCCUGCUUUGGUAUACUGCUGCGAGAUUUAAGAUAUUAGCUGACGAUUUUCAAAAUGUACAAGAUAGGAGCGAUGUCUUUCUGCGAAUUCGUCAACAUCAACAUCUACUGAUCUAUGCAAAAAAUUUAAGGAUGGCAAUACGGGGAAUAGUAUUUUCUACACUGUUCACUGCAACCAUUAGUAUUGUUUUUGCUAGUGUUCCUUUCUUCACAACAACUAAAGUAGGAACAGCUGCUUUCCAUUCUUCUUGGAUUGGUUUGCCACCAGAUCUAUUGAAAUGUUGGAUUCUUAUUCUUAAAAUGUCACAGAAAGGUGUUACAAUAAAUAUUGCUGGUAUUCUUCCAACGUUGUCUUUGGCUUAUUUUUUUCAAUUCAUUUCCAAAGUAUUUUCCUAUCUCGCCACGCUAAGAAUUGUUAUAGUAAAGGAAAUUAAUUGA